AGAAGCUUUGCUGUGGCAAAGCUCUUCUUCAAACUCUCUCUCUCUCUGCAGAGAGCAAGAGAAAACCUAACGCUCUACUGAAACCUUAUCCUAACCUUAGAAAUGGAUGCUAUCAGAAAGCAGCUCGAUGUGCUCAUGGGAGCGAACCGUAAUGGCGACGUGACGGAGGUGAAUCGCAAGUACUACGACAGAGAUGUCUGUCGUCUGUUCUUAGUUGGGCUUUGCCCUCACGAGCUUUUCCAAUUAACGAAAAUGGAUAUGGGUCCAUGUCCAAAGGUGCACUCGUUACAGCUGAGGAAAGAAUACAAAGAGGCCAAAGCAAAAGGUAUUGAUAACUAUGAAAGAGAUUUAGAGGAUGUCAUAGACAGGCUUAUUGUUGAAUGUGAUCGGAAGAUUACAAGAGCUCUUAAGCGUCUCGAGGAUGAGGAUGCAAAAGCUGCCAUUGCCAUUUCUGUUUCCGAGGUUACCCAGUCACUUGAGGUACUGGAGUUGUCAAAGCAAAUUAAAGAAAAGUUGAAAGAGGUCGAUGAGCUUGAUCUUGAAGGAAAAACAGAUUCUAAGAUUCGGGCUCUGGAAGUGGUGGAAGAACUCAGAGCCAAAAGAGCAGACAAACAGUCUAUGCUUCUUCUGGAUGCCUUCAACAAGGAUAGAGCUUCUCUACCACAACCGCUUCCAAACCCUCCAUCAUUGGCUCCAUUGCCUAUGCUCGCUCCUCCAGAUCCACGAACCCAGGAAAUGAUAAAUGAGAAGCUGAAGAAGGCAGAGGAUCUGGGUGAGCAAGGAAUGGUAGAUGAGGCACAGAAAGCACUGGAAGAGGCUGAAGCACUGAAGAAGUUGGGAGCCAGGCAGGAACCAGUUCUGGACUCUUCAAAGUACACUGCAGCUGAUGUGCGCAUUACUGAUCAGAAGCUACGUGUAUGUGACAUUUGUGGAGCAUUCCUGAGCGUAUAUGACAGUGACCGUCGUUUGGCUGAUCAUUUUGGGGGAAAGCUUCACUUGGGCUAUAUGCAAAUCCGUGAGAAGUUGGCCGAACUUCAGGAAGAGAAGAACAACAGUCGUAAAAUUCGGGCUGAAGGUGAUAGAAGGUCAAAAGAGCGCAGUCGGGACCAUGAUAGGGCAGGUAGCAGGGACCGCGAUAGGGCAGGUAGUAGGGACCACGAUCAUAACAGGGAGGAUCAAGGUGAUAAUCGAGAGCGAGGGAGACAUUAUGAUCACAGGAGUAGGGAACGCGAUAGGUAUUAUGAUCGUGAUCGUGCGUAUAAUCGGGAACAUGAUAAAGAUUCUGAUCGCUCUCGUAGUUAUGAUUCAAGAAGUUACAAAAGGUCACGUUCGAGGUCAAAAGAGCGUUCAAGGGAUUAUGAUCGCCACAGGCGGUAUGAUUGAUAUUAGGCACUCAAAAGGGGCACUGGAGUGUGAUUUAUCUAAAGUCAAUGCUCAUUAACCUUCUGGGAAAAAGAUGGAAUCUGUUUUUUGAACGCUUCCUAAUAGAUUACUGCUUGGC
This is a messenger RNA of Telopea speciosissima, 1501 nucleotides long. RefSeq names its product putative RNA-binding protein Luc7-like 2. Lineage: Eukaryota; Viridiplantae; Streptophyta; Magnoliopsida; Proteales; Proteaceae. Gene Ontology annotation, biological process: mRNA splice site recognition. Bases 103 to 1383 code for a protein of 426 amino acids. The transcript is spliced from 13 exons. Gene Ontology annotation, molecular function: mRNA binding. The record is from RefSeq and is a predicted model, not a curated record. Gene Ontology annotation, cellular component: U1 snRNP; U2-type prespliceosome.